Molecule: messenger RNA, 3668 nt
Organism: Oncorhynchus tshawytscha (Chinook salmon)
Lineage: Eukaryota; Metazoa; Chordata; Actinopteri; Salmoniformes; Salmonidae
Product: choline/ethanolaminephosphotransferase 1
Exons: 10
Coding region: 483-1760 (425 amino acids)
Biological process (GO): phosphatidylethanolamine biosynthetic process
Cellular component (GO): Golgi apparatus; endoplasmic reticulum membrane
Molecular function (GO): ethanolaminephosphotransferase activity; diacylglycerol cholinephosphotransferase activity
Source: RefSeq, a predicted model, not a curated record
GCCAAAUAAACGUCGCUUUCUGGUUUUCACCGAUGCGAUUCAGGUUCCGACCAAAAAGAUCCGUUCAAAAAGAACGACCCAUCACUAGCUAAUGUUAGGAUCAGCUAUCCAGUGGGACGGUCAGUGCUAUCCGGAAUCCUUGGGAUAUCCCCACCCUUAACCCUCUUUCCAUUUCAACUUCAUGGGGUAGGGACUUACCAAGGAUCCCGGAUAGCACGGACCCCAUUCGGACUUUGGAGUGGAACCCGACGUGUUGUGAAUCCUGGCUGUCGUAACGUUCGCUGAGGACUUUCCCACCCUUUAUACGCCGUAAACUGUAAGACUGCUGCUACGAUCCUUACCAACGGGUAAGUCAUUCAACGCACGGUGAAGUGCCUCGACACCCUACUGUCCUGUUUACUCGCCAGUGUGCGGCCCCAUUGUGGAUCCCCAGCUCCAGAGAGCGGCGGGGGGGAGGCAGAGGGCACAGCGCUAGCAGGGCCAUGAACGUCACCGGGUACCAGCAGCAGCAGGGGGGUUUUCGGACAUGCCGAGGCACACUCAGGGAGAGGGAUCCUAGGCAGGGUGUGGGCAUGGAGACAGCCUGCUGCCUGGCCCCUGGAGCCCUGCGCAGACUGAUUGAGCUGCCGUCUCCCCCACUCAACCGCCACCAGCUGAAGAGACUGGAGGAACACAGGUACAGCAGUGCAGGUCGCUCCCUGCUGGAGCCUCUGAUGCAGCGCUACUGGGAGUGGCUGGUGGGCCGCGUGCCAGCCUGGAUCGCCCCCAACCUCAUCACCAUCGUGGGCCUGGCCACCAACGUAUUCACCACCCUGGUGCUGGUCUACUACUGCCCCACCGCCACUGAGCAGGCACCUCUGUGGGCAUACCUUCUGUGUGCUGUGGGCCUGUUUGUGUACCAGUCAUUGGAUGCCAUUGACGGGAAGCAGGCCAGACGAACCAAUAGUAGCUCUCCACUGGGCGAACUGUUUGACCACGGCUGUGACUCCCUCUCCACAGUGUUUGUGGUCCUGGGCACCAGUAUAGCAGUGCAGCUGGGCACCAACCCUGACUGGAUGUUCUUCUGCUGUUUCGCUGGCAUGUUCAUGUUCUACUGUGCCCACUGGCAGACCUAUGUCUCUGGCACCCUGCGCUUUGGCAUCAUUGAUGUGACUGAGGUGCAAAUCUUCAUUAUAAUCAUGUAUUUGCUGGCCGCUGUGGGAGGAUCCGCUUUCUGGCAGUCACUGAUCCCAGUCAUAAACAUCCAGAUGAAAAUAGUUCCAGCCAUCUGCACUUUCCUAGGCGCCAUCUUUUCCUGUACUAAUUACUUCCGGGUUAUAUUUACCGGAGGUAAGGGCAAAAAUGGAUCCACAAUAGCAGGAACCAGUGUCCUAUCUCCUGUGUUACAUAUAGGCUCAGUAAUAAUACUGGCCAUGAUGAUCUAUAAGAAGUCAGCUAUCCAGUUGUUUGAGAAGCACCCCUGUGUUUAUAUCCUGGCCUUUGGCUUCGUGUCGGCCAAGAUCACCAACAAAUUAGUAGUUGCACAUAUGACAAAGAGUGAGAUGCAUCUCCAUGAUAUAGCAUUCCUGGGGCCAGGCCUGCUGUUCCUGGACCAGUAUUUCAACAGUUUUAUUGAUGAAUACCUGGUGCUGUGGAUUGCGCUGAUCCUGUCUUUCGUUGACUUGGUGCGUUACUGUGUCAGUGUUUGCAACCAGAUCGCCUCCCAUCUUCACAUCUUUGUCUUCCGAAUCAAGCCACUGACCCCCUCCACCCUUCAGUGAGGGCACGGACGCCAUUACUGUCUAUCGCUCUUUCUUUCGCUCUCUCUUCAUGUUAGUUAGUAAGUUGUUGCUCUUUCACCAUUUUUUGUAUUUGUUGAGGCAGGGUUGGGGUGGAUGUGUGUGGAGCUAUUACCAGUAGAGGUGGUGAAUGUGGGCAUAAAUGAAAUAUAAUGAGUUAAUAAUAAUGAUGAUGAUGAUAAUAAUAAGUUAUUGUCCAUUGCUGCUUUCUGCAAUUUGUGUUGAUUUCAUCUUGUUACAGUAAUCAGAUCCCUGGACAAAAAUAAUGCUUUCUCUUUUUCUGAAAUGAAUAGUCACAUUGGACAUGUACUGAAUGCUCUUCUCUGUGUCAGAGAGGGUAAGUAAGUGCAAGAAGACUGCAAGGGGCUUGAAAAGGUGCUACCUUAAUCAUUUAAUAAUGAUCAUUAUUAUUUUCUUAUUGAACUUUAAAACAAACAUUUCAUGUGUUGACAGUGUGUUUGUUGGUUAGUUGUUCUCUACAAGGAAAUGUAUAGCAUCGAAAGAGAUUUACACAGGUUGUCAGUCUGCUUUCAGUUUUGUUUCGUAAGAGUGUCGUGUCUUUAUUAAAUGUAUAUAUCAUUUUGCAAUAUUUGCAUAACCUCACUUUUCGGUUUCACAAAUAUCAAACUAUUCGGGUGUUGGUAUUUGUAGUGUUCUUUUAUUUUAAAAACGUUUUUCCUGGCAAUACAGUAUCUUAUCAAACCUACAAAAGUGGUACAUUACCUUGCAAUUACAUUCAAAUGAUGGGAUGAUUUCUGUAAUAUAUUACAGAUAUAAACUACUUGACUAAAAACAAAUUCUUGUAAAGAUACAAAUUGUAUUGCACAUUUGAAAAGAUAAGUGUCUCAAGCCUUGCUUCCUUGAAAUGGCUCAAGCAUACAUUGUCUCCAAUGCCACCAAAAUUACAGUGCUUAUGGCACUACAUGCAGGUUUGCUAGUGCUUGUCUGGAGAUUCUGUAUAUCCAGUUUAAUAUUGCUUUUAAAUAGUUGAAAGUAUAACAUAUAAUUUACAUUUUUAGCAGCAAAGUUUCUUGCUUUUGAAUUGUGUGCCUGUUUAUUAUUGUAUUGUCCUGUUGCACCUCUGCCCCCAGAUACUGUCGUGUUGCAUUUGUCUCGGGAAUGCUCAACGAAAACUAAAUGCCAAGUGUUAUUGAAGAAAAGUAUUGUGAUUUUUGUCCCCCCAAAAAGUAGUGUCAUUCUCAUCGGAAGCUAAAGAUGUUGUCUGCGCUUGCUCAUAUCUAGAAUCUAAGAACAUAUUUAAAUUUUCAUAAAAUGAUUUUUAUGAUGAAAAAAUGUAUUUUUAAAUGACCUUGUAACACCUCCACGAACAACUUUCUUUGUGUAGAGCAUUCUGCCCUGUGCCAGGUCCACGGACAGCAAUUGAUAGUGUUUUGGGAGAAUUGGGGAGUUUCAAUGUGACAGAAAAAUUAUAUUCUAACUGUGCCCUAAUAUAAUUUUCUGUGCAACGUUUUUACCUCUAUACCUCCAGUCUGCUUAUAAUUCACCAUCAGAAUCAAUAGAAACUCCGUCAUAUCAAUGAAAAACAGACUUUAUUUCUGUGUAUUGUUAUUGAGCUCAUUUGACAAUGUGUACUAGUAAUUUUCAGACAAGUAAAAGGUUGCCUUAAACACAAUAUUAUUUUUUUCUUCUUUUGGAAGAUAAAGGUCAAGCCUCUUAAACAAAUUAGGGGCAUGUUGUCUGUGUGUUUACUGGCAAAGGCUUGUGUUUUCUUCCUUGUUACUGUUUUCUUUUAGCCAGACCGUCAAGCUCAGGUAUAUUAGUGUGCAGAAUAGUAUGUUCAUAGGCUAUGAGAAAAUAACUUCAAGAUCAUUUCGACAAUCUCUCCCUCACCUACCAAUGCAAAUAAAAUGUCAUUCACACAUGUAAGAA